GCUGACGCGAAACUACGUGAAACUACGUGAGCGAAGGCGCGAGGCCGUCCAACCCAAUGCUGUAAUUAGUCACGAGUCAGCCUACGUAAAACUCCGGUGGCCCGGCUAUGGAUACCUCGCUCUCGCCUCGGCCGGACGGCAGUUUAAACGGCUCGGUGUCGGACGGAGAGGAGAGCCGGAGCGAAGACAGUCCGGCGUCGGCGGAGUCCCCCGGGGUGACGGUCGUCCAGCUGUUAGACGGUCGGACGGUGCAGGUCCGAGGGGUCAUCCAGGCCCCCCAGACCUCCGUCAUACAGGCGCCGCACGUCCAGACGAUGCAGAUUGCCAGCGUGGCCGAGAUGGAGGACGACGAGUCGGUCACAGACACCCAGAAGAGACGAGUGCUGCUCUCCAGGCGUCCGUCUUAUCGAAAAAUACUGAACGAGCUUUCAUCGGAUUCUCCGGCCGUUCCUAAAAUCGACGAAGAGAGGACCGAGGAGGAGGAAGAUGAGGAUGACGAUGAUGAGGAGGAGGAGGAGGAAGAAGUCUCCAGUGCUGCCUCCGCAACAGUGCCGACCAUCUACCAGACCAGCUCGGGACAAUAUAUUGCCAUCACUCAAGGGGGAGCCGUGCAGCUGACCAGUGCCGGGGGGGAAGCCUUUUCGGGGGGACAGAGCGUGAUGGUGGCCAGCGCUCACGGCCAGCAGAACGGAGCCACGAUCCUGCAGUGUGCCGCUCAGCCCGGAGACGGCCAGCAGCAGUUCUACAUCCAGGGGGGACAGGUGAUCGUCCAAGCUGCCACAGGAGACAUACCCACCUACCAGCUGCGUUCGCCCAGCUCGGGCCUGGCCCACAGCAUCGUGAUGGCGGCGUCCCCGGCGUCCAUGCAGAACCCGCCGCAGCAGCACACCGGAGAAGUCACCCGCAAGAGGGAGGUCCGCCUCAUGAAGAACAGGGAGGCCGCUCGCGAGUGCCGCAGGAAAAAGAAGGAGUACGUGAAGUGUCUGGAGAACCGCGUGGCCGUGCUGGAGAACCAGAACAAGACGCUGAUCGAGGAGCUGAAGGCGCUGAAGGACAUUUACUGCCACAAGGCCGAGUAGCGGCGGGCGGCGAGCGGCGGGCCGAAGACGGCGCCAUUUACAAACGACGAAAAAAGAAAGAAAAGGGACAGAACUCUGGAACAAAAACUUUAGUUGUCUCCGCUCACUCAGGCCUCCGGGGUCACCGGGGGAACUGGAGGAAGAAGAAAAAAAUGAAAAGCUUGAGCUUUUGCCAGUUAUUAGCCCCUCCCCCCCCCCCCCCCUCGUUCUCAUCUCGCGCUCGUCGUCGCUUCGCGCUGCAGCUUUUUUGUCCACGUCCAGCCAGAGCCGACGGAGAGGAACCGGAAGAGGAAGUAGUGCAGGUGCUUCCCCAAGAGGCCGGAAACACUUCCUCUGAGGUCAGGGGGUCACGCAGGAUCCCGCGGCGUUCACCCGACGCCGUCUACGCCUCGCCGUGCCGGUUCUGGAUCUCUUUGACUUGUUUUCAGUUAGUCUUGACGUUAUUUGUUUGGUCCCUAAAAAAAACAAGAAUACAAAAAAAAAAGACAAGUGUGUAUAUAUUUUUUAAAUUUCAAUGACUUCAAGAUGGCGGUCGGUGCACAGAAGCGGCGGCGGCGUUGGCGCCCGGCGGCAUUACCUGAAAUCCCGAGUGUUUUUUUAAUCCGUCGAUUGUAAUAUUGGAAGAAAAUGAAAUGAAUCCAAAGUAUCAGGAUUUCUAUUCUAUUACAUUUACUGGAUUUCACUCCACAGCUUUGUAAAAAAAAUUAUUCCACAAAGAGAAAAUGUGAGUUUGUGUGAAGUGAAUAAAAAGAAUAAAACCGUCUUUUGUAACGCGACUCCUCGCCGCCUCCUGCUCCACCGCCUCGGCGUCUUUUUGAGAACAAUAGAUAUCCAUCGUGCUAUGAAACUAUUGAUUAUGGCUGGAUAUUCAACAUGCUCUGUUUUAAAGGGUGAUGCCAAUUUGUACUUGUUAUUCUUUUUUAAAUGUAAAGACAUUUUUUUUGAACGGUAUUGAUCAUGUUGUGUUCGUGUUUCUGGUGAUUUAGAAAACUGCUUGCUUUAAAAAAAAGAAGAAAAAUAAGUUGUUCCACUGAAUAUAUUUUAUUGAAAGAGAGAGAGAGAGAGAGCUCGUAUCAUGGCGGCAGACGUUUGGCUCUGUGUUCAAAUGAUAAUAGCAUUAUGUUUAAUUUGAUAUCAACUGAGUUGAAUUUACCUGCAUGUAGUUAUUGUCUUUAUUUUUACCCGGUGUUCUCUUCUCGUUGUUGUACUUCCUCAUUUGAAUUGUGAGAAACUGUUUUAAAACUUUGUUUUAUCUAAUAAAAAUGUUUAAAAAAUUCAAA
Pseudoliparis swirei is the source of this 2359-nucleotide messenger RNA. Its product is annotated as cAMP-responsive element modulator-like. The record is from RefSeq and is a predicted model, not a curated record. Gene Ontology annotation, cellular component: nucleus; ATF4-CREB1 transcription factor complex. Bases 108 to 1079 code for a protein of 323 amino acids. The transcript is spliced from 8 exons. Gene Ontology annotation, biological process: regulation of transcription by RNA polymerase II. NCBI's taxonomy places the organism in Eukaryota, Metazoa, Chordata, Actinopteri, Perciformes, Liparidae. Gene Ontology annotation, molecular function: protein binding; RNA polymerase II cis-regulatory region sequence-specific DNA binding; DNA-binding transcription factor activity, RNA polymerase II-specific.